Messenger RNA from Argiope bruennichi, 843 nucleotides. RefSeq lists its product as uncharacterized. The transcript is spliced from 6 exons. The record is from RefSeq and is a predicted model, not a curated record. Bases 123 to 629 code for a protein of 168 amino acids. NCBI's taxonomy places the organism in Eukaryota, Metazoa, Arthropoda, Arachnida, Araneae, Araneidae.
AAAUCUGAAUAAAAGCUGAAACGCGAGGGAAGCAACCGCAGUUAACUGGUAACGGAAGCUUCCAUUUAAGUUUUAAGUGUAUUUUUCUGUAACUUAAAAAAAACAAAAGAAAAGAAAAAUCUAUGAACAUGUUUCUGAAAAGUUGCAUUUUCUUCUUGGUGAUUGCUUAUGCUUCAGCAGAUUACGUAACUACUUAUGAUUGUCCCAACACUACUGUUCAUUCCAAAGAUGUGUUGAUGAAAGUAUCUGAUUGUGGCGCCAGUGAUGCCUUUUGCCCUCUGUAUCAGGGGAAAUCCCACAAAGUUGUCUUUAAUUUCUUAAUGACUAAAAACUACACUGGAAAGAUCGACUUCCGAGUAUAUGGUGUGUUCGAGAAGUUCACCGUUCCCUACAGAGGCAAGUCCGAUGCUUUCGACAACGCUACCUACACCGACAGUGGCGAGAAACUGAAGGACGUAGGAAUCUUCCUGACCAACCGACCCAUCAGGCACGAGUCCGAGUUUGCUGUGUCGGCUAACUACCCUAAGAUUAAUCUUAAAGUGAGAUUUGUUAUUGUCGAGAGGCGAACCAAAGAAGUCCUCAUGUGCAGAGAGCUCCCCGUCGGCAUUCAGAGUCCACCUGAAGCUUAAGCCAAAUGUAUUUUAAAAUGUAAUUUGCUUCAUAACUGAGGUCUUGAGCAGGCAGCUAAGGACUUCCAGCUAAACUAUAAUAUAUUAGGAAGACUUCCCAAAUUUAUGGACAAAAAAAAAAAAAAAAUGUAAAACAUUUUUAAUAGCAUUUUAGGCAUGAUUUAUUUUUGUAGUUCAAAAACAUUUGUGUGUGAAUAAACUUUUUAAGAUGGAA